Linum trigynum is the source of this 1132-nucleotide messenger RNA. NCBI's taxonomy places the organism in Eukaryota, Viridiplantae, Streptophyta, Magnoliopsida, Malpighiales, Linaceae. The record is from the annotation of a GenBank genome assembly.
CUGGUUUGAUCAUUUGAAGCGACGCGAUGAGGGUUUCACUGGUUAUAUUUCGAAUUAAUUUAUGUUCAUGCAUAAAACUUAUAUUUCAUCCAUUAAUUAAUUAAUUGCUUUCUCAUACAAUCUCAUUCAUAUCCUCAACUUAUUAAUUGUUUUCUCAUACAAUUUUAUUGAUAUCAUCAAUCAAUCCAUUUUAUUCAUAGAUUCAUCAACUAAUCUACCAAUCCAUAGAACCAAUUCAUUUAUCAUAUUUAUUAAUGAACCACUUUUUUAGCUUUUGGGAGUUACUAUUGAUCGCCCUAAAAUUUUGAAUUUUGUCGCCCUAAAUUAAAAAUAGACACAUUUGUCCCUGACCCCAAUUUCUAACACAAGCCUCAUUCAUUUCACCGUCCUUGUCCUCCAAGCACAACCCAAAUGCACAAAAAAUGAUGAUGCCAAAAUUUCUUCUGUUGACGACAGUUUCCUCCACUAUAAAACUGGAUGAAUAAUCCCGUCGGAUCAAGCGAAAAACAACCCGUCGACAGCCGAUGGAUUCCGCUCGCCGCCGAUGGGAUUUCAACCCCCUUCCCUCGUGCAACAAACGUAAACCCUGCCUGUUCCAGCGGUGGAGUUACGAUGAUGACGCCGAGCUUUGAGGGACGACGACGAGAUGCGGCGACCUUCUUCCUCGACAACGACGACGCGACUUUGAGGAGGGACUACGGCGAGCAUGGAGGGACCUUCUUCCUCAGCGGUGACGACAAGCAACAACACAACUUCUUCUUCCUUCUUGACUCGGCGGUGAUUGAUCACGCAGAGGGCGGUGGAGCUCCGACGGAGCUGGGUGGAGUUGCAAGGUGGCGGGUGUUUUUGUGUUUGUAGGGCGUCAGACUGUUUUUGGGAAAGUAAAGAGAGUUGGGCGGAGGGUUUAAGUUAAGUUGGGUAAAAUAGUCUAUUCGAAUAAGUUUAGGGCGAUAAAUUCAAACAGUUAGGACAUCAAAUAGAAGUUCAGCUUUUUUAUUGCGCAUGUGAUAUGGAAUCAGAUAUGCCAAAUAUGAUAUUUCUCGGUUAUAUGUUAACCAUAUUAAUGGAAUUGGGACCAUUUUUAGUUUUUCAAAAUAUCAAGUAGCGAAAAGAAUGAAAAUGGGUCAUGCAA